Gigantopelta aegis is the source of this 1091-nucleotide messenger RNA. RefSeq lists its product as uncharacterized. Gene Ontology annotation, molecular function: glycerophospholipid phospholipase A1 activity; A2-type glycerophospholipase activity. The transcript is spliced from 2 exons. The record is from RefSeq and is a predicted model, not a curated record. Gene Ontology annotation, biological process: N-acylphosphatidylethanolamine metabolic process. Gene Ontology annotation, cellular component: cytoplasm. Bases 141 to 1013 code for a protein of 290 amino acids. NCBI's taxonomy places the organism in Eukaryota, Metazoa, Mollusca, Gastropoda, Neomphalida, Peltospiridae.
AAAUUUCCACCUGAAUGUUUUGACCCAGUUCAGCAGCGAGCAUACAUUACACACGACGUGUUGUGUAUCGGCGUGUCUCGUGCUCUCUGGACUGUAGAUACGGAACGCCUUACGAUCCAUUCCGCCUGUCAUCAUCUUCCAUGUCGAAGUCGAAAGCAAUCCACGACGGGGUUUUACAUCUUUCGUGUCGGAGAUUCAAAACAGAAAUCGCUACUCUGGACUCUUUUGUUUCGGCUCAAGAACUCACUGAACGCGCCUUACUGCAGAUCGGCGAUAUUGUCGAGAUUGACCGAAUCAUAUAUUCGCAUUGGGCGCUCUAUGUUGGCAAUGGCGAGGUCGCGCACGUGACCGGCCCGCGCUCCGAUAUCGCCACCACAACAAAUGCACGUGUUGCCAGAUGCUCGCUGCUAGACGUUGUGGGAGACAGUCUCGUGCGCGUGAACAACAAGACAGUGCGUGCAAAGGAACGUGGCGUGUCCGUGCUUCCUGUUGACGUAACAGUGAAAAAUGCACUGAGUUUGGUGGGAAGCACCGUGACAUACAAUUUUCUCACAAGAAAUAGUGAACACUACGUCACUGAAUGGAGAUACGAUUCAUCAUGGAGUGAUGAGGCAGAAACUGCGUCCCACGCCAUGACCGUGUUUUCCUCCAGCCCCGUGCAGGAAUACCCAGAGGAGGCGCACAGAACAAUGCAAGUGGGGAUCACAAACAUCCUACACUCACCCACGAACUGCCAUUCGUCGACGUCGCCUAGCUACCUGGCCUCGUCGCCGAGCAACCAACAGCCUGAACAAAAUUGGGGAGUUGUCAGCCCCCCAGGCUGCAAAGUGGCAACGAAAGGACAGCACGUGGAGUCCUUUCAAAACAGUGUCUUUGUGGAACCAACUGACGAAUCAUCGGCCUUAGACGAGUGCAUUCGUGAACCACGUGACUUGUCUCCGCGUGAUGAUACCGCUAUCCGAAGAAAACCGAACCACCAUAUUGAUGUCCAGGCUGCGCAGAAUAGGCUAUGAAAAUCGUGUUUGUGAAACCAUGGAUGUAAAAUUAAGCAUAAUGAAUAUAAUAAUAAUAAUGCAGCAGUCUAACAAAAA